This is a messenger RNA of Orbilia oligospora ATCC 24927, 1212 nucleotides long. RefSeq lists its product as uncharacterized. Gene Ontology annotation, molecular function: polyubiquitin modification-dependent protein binding. Bases 1 to 1212 code for a protein of 403 amino acids. The record is from RefSeq and is a predicted model, not a curated record. NCBI's taxonomy places the organism in Eukaryota, Fungi, Ascomycota, Orbiliomycetes, Orbiliales, Orbiliaceae. The transcript is spliced from 3 exons. Gene Ontology annotation, cellular component: VCP-NPL4-UFD1 AAA ATPase complex.
AUGAGCUACGGCGGCUACGGAUACGAUGAUUUCGACGGUCCUAUCGGCCGGUCGGGCGCCACACGCCGUUUCGACGAGUAUUACCGUUGCUACCCCGUAGCUAUGAUGCCCACCGGCCGUGAGAACCUCAACUAUGGCGGGAAAGUCAUCAUGCCUCCGAGUGCUCUCGACAAGCUUACACGUCUUCAUAUCUCGUAUCCCAUGUUGUUCGAGCUUCAUAACGGCAAAGGGAAGCUUACACAUUGCGGUGUCCUCGAGUUUGUGGCUGAGGAAGGCAGGAUAUAUUUACCACAGUGGAUCAUGCAAACCCUCCUCCUAGAACCCGGUGACCUAAUGCAGGUCAAAUCCACCGAUCUCCCUCCAGGAUCUUUCAUCAAACUUCAACCUCAAUCCGUUGAUUUCCUUGACAUCUCAGAUCCAAAGGCCGUUCUCGAAAAUGCCCUCCGUAACUUCUCAGCCUUGACAAAGGACGAUGUUUUCUCCUUCUCCUACAACGACACAAUCUUCGAAAUCGCUGUUUUGGAAGUAAAGCCAAAUGUCAGAAAUGGUGCUAUCUCAGUCGUCGAAACGGAUAUCGAAGUCGACUUCGCAGCUCCGGUAGGGUAUGUUGAGCCGGAAAGGAGUAAACCAGCUAGUAGCGUGAACUCUACAAGACCAUCUUCUGCCCUCGCUGGCGGGGUCGGAGCAAACGCAGGACAGGGUGCCAUGGCAGCUCAGAUCGGAUAUCAAGAUUUAGCACCAGGUUCAUCGGGUAGCAAGCAUCUCAAACCAUCAGAUGCAUUCUCGGGAUCCGGCCAAAAGCUAGUCAACAGAAAGAGCAAAUCCAAGCCAGGAACUCCUGCCCCACCUCCACCUCCACCUACGAGUGUAGCUGCCCCUCCAACACCUUCCAUUAAGCUUCCGACAAAUGGAAAGAUUAUCGACACUGCAACAUUGAUGAGAGAUGGAAAACCCCCACCAGUCCCACUUCGACUCCCACCCGGUACUCUAUUCUUUGGAUACGAAAUCGUCCCUGUGAAGAAAACCGAAGGAUCCGAAUCCGAAUCCGCAAACGCCACCACAUUCUCCGGUCAAGGUCAAUCUUUGCGUGCCGCUUCAAAAAGAAAGGAUCGGGACGAGUCAGCCGAUCCGAAGGGAAAGGGUAAAGCUACAUCCACCGGCCAGUCUUCCGGGAGAACACUACGGGGCAAGGAGACCAUAGAUAUCGACUAG